GUGUGACACGGUCAAGGACGAGGAAAAAUGUCUAAACUAACAGAGAUUGUCUAUUGUGGGAUAAUUUUACUUUUGGAAUGCUGGUUUUCUUCGAGCUGCAGCGACAAAGGUUUGAAUUUGAGAAUAGCUCAGAUAAUUAAGGUAUUAAGUCACCAUUUUAGCGAAAAUAGUGUUCCGAGAUAACAUGGCACAUGGCCCGGAAUCUGCUCGCUAAUGUUAAACCGACCGGAGCUUCUAACUUAAGUACUUCACAGUAAACGGGUUCGAAUUCUUGUUGCAUUGAUUUAUAAAUGAAAUCUAGCUAAGUUUUCACAGAACAAUGUUAAUUAUAUAGAAUUUAAAUGAUACAGCCAUCUUUCUUUUCGCGUUUUGCACAGCAUGAGGCUAACAUUGGCUACGUGAUUAAGACCAUUUGUUGGUUUUGCGUUACUAUCCUUCCUUAUACUAGAGAAUGAUUUUUCUAAUCCACCUUUUCAAAAUGCUAAGAGCAAAAUAAAGUUCACGGAGUUUAACCAUUUAUUAAAAAUUUCACGAACGCACUAUUCAAGAUAUCAACGAUUUCGAAAUCUCAUAACUUUUGAAUCAAGGUCGGAUCCUAGAAAAAUAUUUCUUAUUUUACCAGAAGUCAUAAAUGCCAAAAUGAAUUAUUGUCAAAUAAUGGUUGGCAAAGGUUAAUUUAUUUUUCGUCUAAGCCUAUAGCUACUGAUCAUUAUGCAACAACUAGACGGUAUGAUCCAUGACGUUUUUUCAUCAAAGGAUCAUAAAUCAGACAGACAGAGUCAAGUCAAAAUAUCGUUCGUACGUUAGCACAACUAGAAGGCUUUACUGAGUUUGAUCGCUUUUUUUUUCUAAUUUUACAUUGAGCAGCUCUCGUAAGUUCUUUUCCUUACGGCUGAAAUGACCAAUUAUUUGACAAAACCUAGAUGUAAUCAUUUAAAGAAGAAUUACCUCCAAUGACAUUUUACUGCUAUUAAUUGGAGACGUUUAUGAUUGAGGGAGGGUUCGCGAAGCCCAUUAGCGUCCAUGAUGAAUUGCACGCGCUACGCGUCGCUGAAAACUGUUAAUUGAAAAAUUUUAGCCAAUCUGAACAAUGACCGCUAAUGGUAGACUCUUCAUAUCUUUUCUUUUUAUCUUUAUCGUUUAGUCGAGGUGCAACAACUAAAGCAAAUUUUUCUCACAGCGCAAAUUUCAGCUGGUGAAAAUGAUAAGCGCUUUAGUGAAUAAAUUUCAACCCUCAAUUGAAACUUUUUAUGAUGGCAAUCAAUUUAUUUUUAUCUGUUUUACUUGGAAAAGGAACUCCUUCAGCAAUUACUGUCAACAUAACUUGUGACAGGAACUUAUAUUUGUACGUGGAUGGCAAAUAUUUGGGUGGCGAUGUUGCAGAUGCUAAACAAAAGCAUUACUUGACCAACGAAAUAAUGCCGCACAGUCACGUGGUCGCUGUACGUUGCACAGCUUCCACCCCACCCUGGCAAGGGGGUAUAUUGGGUUCAUUUGAGAACGGACUGGUGACUGACACAUCUUGGAGGUGCACCACAUCAGCUGAAUAUGGAUGGAAUAUGAGAAGUUAUCGCGAUGAUGAUUGGCCGAUGGCAACUUCACAUGGAGCUAACAGCCCUUCCACUUUUCCUUGGGGAAAUAUAGACAGCAUUGACAAAAAAGCUGCUUGGAUCUGGUCAAGCGACAACAAAAAUGAUUCUGAAGUUUUUUGUCGGCAUAAGCUUGUUAAAGAAUGCACAGAAGGUUUGUUAUUAUUCUAGAAAUUCGCAUCGACCAGACCAUUUUCAUUAACAGUCAUAAACUAACACUGACUGCAAACAAAAUGAAAACUUGAAGCAAAAAACAAGAAAACGAUGGUGGGGAAUCGAGAGGAACUAGGUCGCCAUUGCUAUGAGUUUUGCAUUUGAAUGAUUAGGAGGCUAGAGAAAAUUUCUUAAUCAAUCCAAGAGAAAAGUAAAAGUGGAACUAAGGCCAUGAAGAUCUCGGAUUUUUACAUUUUUAGGAAAUGGGUAGAUAUUAGCUGUCAUGGUUAAAUAACCUGCACAACUUUAGGUCAUGACAAAAAAGACCCCCUGCUACCUCACCCCCCCUUCCCCCUACCACAUGGUGUGGAGUGAAUAGGUCCAGCUGCCAAGAAAAUAAUAAUAAUGAUGAUAAUAAUAAUAAUAAUAAUAAUAGGGAUAAUAAUAAUAACGAUAAUAAUUCUAAUAACUUCAAUCGUUAAAAGAAUAAUUAAAAUAAGGCUUUAAAAUUACUUCCUUUUUUUCCACAGAAAAACAGAGUUACUUCCAGACACCAAAGUCUACCCGAGACAUUGCUAUUCAAGGCUUCCUUCUUCUUAAAGUAAGAGUGGCCGGUGUGAUUGAGUGCGGGCUCAAAUGUGGUCAAAACAGCGCAUGCGUAUCUUUCACGAUACAGAGUUCGGACAUUCGUGGAUCUAGGUUGUGUGAACUUCAUAAUGUCACGGCCGAGGGUCAUCCGCAAAGUGUUGUUAGGAAGGAGGGUUAUCAAUAUCACGAGGUGGUGCAGACAUUUUAUUAA
Molecule: messenger RNA, 2541 nt
Organism: Pocillopora meandrina
Lineage: Eukaryota; Metazoa; Cnidaria; Anthozoa; Scleractinia; Pocilloporidae
Source: the annotation of a GenBank genome assembly